Molecule: messenger RNA, 5998 nt
Organism: Thunnus maccoyii (southern bluefin tuna)
Lineage: Eukaryota; Metazoa; Chordata; Actinopteri; Scombriformes; Scombridae
Gene: ano6
Product: anoctamin 6
Exons: 20
Coding region: 1288-4047 (919 amino acids)
Biological process (GO): chloride transmembrane transport; calcium activated phosphatidylcholine scrambling; calcium activated phosphatidylserine scrambling
Cellular component (GO): plasma membrane
Molecular function (GO): protein dimerization activity; chloride channel activity
Source: RefSeq, a predicted model, not a curated record
AUUUAUUUCUGUGUCAUGCCAAACAUUCUCAUCCCACAUGGGAUUAAAAGACACCACUUUUUUUUCUUUACAAAACAUGCAUCUUCCGGUAAUACAAAUACAAGGGAUAUAAAAACAAGGUAUAUAUAAAGAAAAGAAACACAAACAAAAACAAAAAAACGAAACCAAUACAAAAUCAGGAAUCCCAAAUGAACUGUUCAUAGAAAAGAAAUUUUACAUAGCUACAGAUUCUCUCGAUAAAGGCUUUUUCUCUCUUCUCCCAGACUUUCUCCAAAUAACUGGCUAAUUUAUAUGUUUAAUAUGUAAACAGCCAACUUAGUCUCUGUGCAUCAUCUAUAUUUACAAAAUCAAUAUCUUUUUUUUUUUUUUAACUUACUGGACAAAGCAUUGGGCAGUACAAUGCCCGAUGCCUUGUCCAAAAAGUCCUGAUAAUAUAUAUAUAUAUAUAUAAUUUAGACAGCACAUUGGGAAAAUCCAAAUUUUAGUAAAACACCAGAUCUUAGCUGGGCCCAUAGAGAUCUUGCUUUUUAGACAAAUUAUCUACAACAUAAUUCUCAGUACUAUAGUCAGUUUUUAUCAUGUUAUAAUAAUACAGCAGCAGGGUUUUAAACUUUUAAAGAUAUUUUCGUGGUAAUGCAAUUGUCUACUGUCUGCCCAAAAAUGAUACAGUGUUUGGCUAUGUUUGACUAAACCAUCAUAAAGGACCAGUGUGUAGGACUCAGUGGCAUCUAAUGGUGAGGUUGCAGUGAACCUACGGUGGUCGCGAAACUCGCAAAAAAACAAACAAACUAGAGUCUAUAGGUCACCGUCACGGUCACUGGUUAAACCGAAACACCAGGAGCUACCCACUUGAUUAUAUUUCAUUUCUGCCAAUAGACCCCCCCAAAUCAUACACACGUCCUUUAACCGAAAAAAGUAGGUCAUAACUUAAAAACUAUAUAUAUAUAUAUAUUUCGACAAUUCAAAGAUACAAACUAAUGUAUGAGCUGCAAAGUUACUUUUUCACAUAAAAUACAUACUACUAAUAUGUUCAACAACCAAUGGGCGUAACUCGUUCUGGCAAAUGUGGCUGAACAACAUCACAACCCUCCUUCUUCUCCUCCUCCCACAACCCCACCCGCUUCAUUUCCAUUUUCUCAAGUCACAACUUGACUAAACUUUAUGCGGCGGAUCGAUGUUGAGACAUCAAGCAAGAAUGCACUGCACUGUAAAGCUGCAGUAAUAUACUGCAGGCUGCCGGUGAAUCAAAAGUCUUUUCUGUCGGUGAUGUGACCCUCGACUAGGACGAUGAGCGACAACGACAUCCUCGAGAUGGAGUCCUUGUCUGAGGCGGAGGACUUGGAGGGAGAUACAGACGUUGGCAUGAUAGACGAGGAAGUCGUUUACCCUGAGGAGUUUUUACCAACAUAUCAAAGUAUUAAAGAAGGAUCAACAGUACCCAAAGCACAACUGGCAGAGUUCAAUGACAAACCAGACUCUUUAUUCUUCAAUGAUGGUGUGAGGCGGAUCGACUUCAUCCUGGUCUACGAAGAUGAGGACAAGAAGGACUUUGAGAAGAGGCACACUUUCCAGCGGCGCAAGAGACGGCGAGAGUACUUUGAGGCCAGCCUGAUGAAGAUGGGAAUGGAGCUGGAGGCAACACGAUCUGUAGUUGAUGAAAAAUUGAUGUUCGUCAAGGUCCACAUGCCUUGGGACGUGUUGUGCACCUACGCUGAGGUCCUGCACAUCAAGGUUCCUAUCCAACCCAAUGACCUGUCCUCGCGCCCAUCUCCAUGGCGCUAUUUCACCUGCAUCACCAAGCACUUCUACCCCAACGAGGAUCUGAUCACCAAGGAGGCUGAGUUCUUCACUGCCCCCUUUGAGAAAGACCGCCUGGAGUACUUCUACAUCAAGGACAAGGAUGUCUUCUUCACUCCUGCCAUGAGGAGUAGGAUGGCAUAUUACAUUCUGAGCCGUGCCCCCUAUGAAAUUCGUGGGAAUAUCAAGAAGUUUGGUAUCACAAAACUGCUGGAUGGUUCAGUGUACAAAGCUGCCUACCCUCUCCAUGAUUGCAGGUUCAAUGUCAAGUCCAAAGAAGAGGGCUGCCCCAAUGAGAGAUUCCUCCUUUAUGAAGAAUGGGCUCAUCCCAAAAGCUUCUACAAGAUGCAACCACUUGACCUCAUAAGGCAGUAUUAUGGGGAGAAGAUUGGCAUUUACUUUGCCUGGUUGGGUUUCUACACAAUAAUGCUCACUCUGGCUGCUGUUGUGGGAUUGGCUUGUUUCAUUUAUGGAUACAAGUCUCAAGAAACCAGCACUUGGAGCAAAGAGGUGUGUGACCCUGAGAUCGGAGGACAAAUUGUGAUGUGUCCACAGUGUGACAGGGAAUGCAAAUACUGGAGGUUAAACAGCACUUGUGAAGCUUCGAAAAAACUGUGCAUAUUUGAUAACUUUGGAACCCUGGUGUUUGCAGUUUUUAUGUCAAUCUGGGUAACUUUGUUCCUGGAGUUUUGGAAGCGCUACCAGGCAGAGCUGGAGUAUGAGUGGGACACUGUGGAGUUUCUGGAGCAGGAAGAGCCACCUCGUCCAGAAUAUGAAGCCAAGUGUAUCUAUGAGAGGAAAAACCCUGUCACAGGGGUGAAAGAAAAAGUGCCAUAUACAGCCUGUGGACGAUGUGUUCGGGUGUCAAUAGGAAUUGGUACAGUCUUAUUCUGGAUACUGUUGAUCGUGGCAUCCAUUGUGGCCAUCACUGUGUACCGCCUGGCUGUGUUCUUUGCCUUCUCGGCAAAACUCAGAGCUCAGGAUCUGAAGGAGCUGGAGCCGUUAAAGGAGUAUGUGACGCCUCAGAUGGCCACCUCUGUCACGGCCUCCCUCAUCAGCUUUGUUGUCAUCAUGACCCUCAAUAUUCUCUAUGAGCGGGUUGCCAUCUGGAUCACUGACUUUGAGCUUCCAAGGACCAAGACAGACUAUGAGAACAGCUUGACCCUGAAGAUGUUCCUUUUUCAGUUUGUCAACUAUUACUCCUCUUGUUUCUACAUCGCCUUUGCCAAAGGGAAAGCAGUUGGCUAUCCUGGAGAUCCUGUUUAUCUCUUGGGAAAAUACCGGAACGAGGAGUGUGAUCCUGGUGGUUGUCUGAUUGAGUUGACAACUCAGCUCGCUAUCAUCAUGGGUGGAAAAGCCAUCUGGAAUAACAUCCAAGAGGUCUUGCUACCGUGGGUGAAGAAUUUGAUUUUCCGCUAUUGCACCCGUGUGGCCUCACAGGACAUGAUUCCUCGUUGGGAGCAGGACUACCAGCUCCAGCCCGUUUCAAAACUAGGACUGUUCUAUGAAUAUCUUGAGAUGGUCAUCCAGUUUGGCUUUGUGACCCUGUUUGUGGCCUCCUUCCCUCUGGCUCCGGUUCUGGCUCUGGUCAACAACCUGUUUGAGAUUCGAGUCGAUGCUUGGAAAAUCACCACUCAGUUUCGCCGCAUGAUGCCAGAGAAGGCCCAGGAUAUAGGGGCUUGGCAGCCUAUUCUUCAAGGAAUUGCCAUCUUGGCUGUUGCAACAAAUGCCAUGAUCAUUGCUUUUACAUCAGACAUGAUUCCACGGUUGGUGUACUACUGGUCUUUCUCUGUGUACCCAUAUGGAGAUCAUGCUAGUAACACCAUGGAGGGAUACAUUAACAGCUCCCUAUCUGUAUUCAACAUCAAAGAUUUCUCCAACACUAGCAAACCCUUGAGCACACCUUACGAUAUCACCACCUGCAGGUAUCGAGAUUUUCGUUAUCCUCCCGGACACCCCAAGGAGUAUGAGUACAAUAUGUACUACUGGCAUGUGAUUGCUGCCAAAAUGGCUUUUAUAAUCGUUGUAGAGCACAUUGUUUACCUUACCAAGUUCAUCCUGUCCUACGUGAUCCCAGACGUCCCGUAUGCUGUCAAAGAACAAAUGAAACGGGAGAAAUACUUGACCCAGGUUAUCCUCCAUGAAACUAACCUCAAGCUGGUGACCAAACGUUUGAAACCAAUUGAUGACGAGACCUUCAAGCACGUGAAGGAGACAGUGUCAAAGGGAGAGAUGGAGCUUGAUUUCUAACAUUAGACAAAUACAGAAAGGCUCUUGUGAAUUUCUGAAAAUGUAUGGAAGAAGAGAUCAGACCUUUAUUGGUCUGUUGCAAAACCAAUGCUCACUCCUGAUACUGUAUAUAUAUGACUGUCCAGUUUUUUUCAGCAUCUACCAACAUCUGGUUUAAUGUAGCAACCACUAAGAAAGAAGACGUUUCUUAAGGAAAAGAAGUUUCUUAAGGAGCUGAUGGACAAAAAAGGAGAAACCACUGUUUUCUAGUCAUCAUCCCCAUCCUCACACUCUGGACUCCCUCAUUAUGUUUGGAUCUGCCCAGGCCAAAUCAUUUAAAUGUAACAGGAACAAUCCGUCUAUUAACUUCAAAGGUGUCUUUUUUUCCAGUGAAACUAGGUGAAACUGAUCAAGAUGGAUGUUGCAUGUUGCAAGAUGAUGUUUUGAAGCAGACAGUGUAGAAACUAGGGGUGGGACAAACAAUCAAAACAAGACUAUAUCACAAUACAUUUCCUAGUGAUACUUGAUCAACACAUUGGCAAAAGGUGUACCUGUUUCGGUGUUAGGGUUUGAGUUUAUAUCAUUUUAUCAAAUCUAAAUCCAGUCUUGAAUCUUAAUCUGCUUAGAUUUAGCUUUUGGCAAUUUUAUGCAACCAAAGUUGUAACUGUAUGAAAAUAACUUUAACAUUGACAUUAAGAAAAUGAAACGUUAAGUAGACAUGUUGCAUAUUUAGUUAAAAGACUAACUGAAUGUUGUUGAUUGAUUUUUGCAACCUGUUGUGCAUGUUAGAGAUUAUAAAAGCAAGGAUGUCAACUCAGUGCCUUCCACCUUAAUGCCUCAAUGGAAAUAACACAAAUCAUUUGUUGGAUUGAGCAUGCAAUGGAUGAAAUCCUAACAGCUACUGAGUUUGCGUGUCAACAGAUCCAUCUCCAUGACAACUGAACAGACUGCUAAAGGCCGUGUGAUGUGGUUGAAAGCUGUGGGAAAAGCUGGUAGACCUUGAAUUGAUUGUUUAUUGAAAACUAUUAGUUGGAUGUGUUCACCCUUACUGCCUUGUUUUACAAUUUAGUGUGGCUACAUCUGCCUGCAGCACUGGCAGCGUCAGUGUCUCAUUCCGUCCACUGGGCUUUAAGCUGGGGGCUCAAAGCUUUGACACACAGGUAACCAAGUGCCACUGCUGGGUGAUUGUUUUAGUUAAAUGCUGUCAAAAUUUCAGUAUUAUUAAAUGCAAAAAAAAUGCAAAACUUCUGAAUGCAAUGUUAAUGAUAAUUGCAUUUCUGUCACUAGAACUAAAGACCUGUACUGAUCUGUCAAACAGCUCACAAUGUUACAAAAGGGAGUUGCAUGCAAUCAGAAUAGACUAACCUUUUAACCACAUAUACUGACUAAAUGUGCCUUAAGAUGCUAUAGGCUCUGUAAACCUUGUGUUCUUCAUUGUAUUGUUCUGGUUUAGUCAAUUCCGGAGGUGAAUGUAUUUGACAGUUUGAAACUGAAAUCUGAUACCAUGUGAAAGGUUUAAACUCCAUAAGUUUACAAAAUCAUUACGCCAAAUACAGUUCAGUUUAGCCUAUAUUUCUAAUUAAAUGAGUUGAUUGCAGUUCUGUAAAGUGGUUUAGUUUAUGAUGUGAGUAUAGUCUCAGCCUUCUUCUCUAUGCAUGUGCUCGCAUCUACUGUACUGCACUUUUUACUGACAGGGCUACAGCUCUGUGCCAUGAUUACUGCACUGCACAAGAUUUUGACUGCAAGUUUUAUCCUGUGAUGUAGACAGUACAGUGAUUCCAUCUUCUCCUGUGUCAUUGCUGAAAUCUUCUGAAAUCAGUACUGCUGCUCUAUUAUUGCCUCGCCUGAAACAAUGGUACUAUAACCGUCAUGUAAACAGUAUCACAUACCAGCAAUAUCUGAUGAUGAAUAUCUCUUUGUUGUUGUUUUUGUUUUAUAGAGUGCCAUUAAAGUGUUUUAUAUGAAAAAGGUU